CGAAGGCCCGAAAUCUGCAGCUAAGAGCCCGCUAGUUUCAGGAAAAGGAGCGCAAGGGAGGGAGUCAUUUCCUUCACCGCCAUUUUGUGACAACAAGGAGCCGAAAACAGAGCCAAGAAUUUCAUGCUGCCAAGCUGAACAAAAAGAAAAUAUUGUUGGUCUGCGUUGUAAUUGUAUAGCCUAUAUUUAUUUUGCCAGCGGAUGCUAAACGUUACGAGCACCUAAGCGUUCACCUUGGUUGACUUAUUUCUGUUCCUCGGCAUCGUUGCUGCCACACCAGCUAACAAGUUCACGAUGACCAACGAGGAGCCUCUACCCAAGAAGGUUCGCCUCAGUGAGUCUGACAUGAAGACCCUGACCAGAGAGGAGCUGUGUGCGAGGUGGAAACAGCAUGAAGCGUAUGUCCAGGUCCUGGAGGCAAAAUAUACAGAGAUAUGUUCCAACGAUGGGACGGGUCUGAAGGAGUCUGAGGAAAAGCUGAAGCAGCAGCAGCAGCAGGAGUCUGCACGCAGGGAGAACAUCUUGGUCAUGCGGCUUGCUACCAAGGAGCAGGAAAUGCAAGAAUGCACAACCCAGAUCCAGUAUCUCAAGCAAGUCCAGCAGCCGAGUGCAGCCCAACUGCGGUCAUCCAUGGUGGACCCAGCCAUCAACUUGUUUUUCCUCAAAAUGAAGGCUGAACUAGAACAGACUAAAGACAAACUGGAGCAGGCCCAAAAUGAACUGAGUGCCUGGAAAUUUACACCUGAUAGCCAGACGGGGAAGAAACUGAUGGCCAAGUGUCGAAUGCUGAUUCAAGAAAACCAGGAGUUGGGUCGGCAGAUGUCCCAGGGACGCAUCGCCCAGCUGGAGGCGGAGUUGGCCCUGCAGAAGAAGUACAGCGAGGAGCUCAAGAGCAGUCAGGACGAGUUGAAUGACUUUAUCAUCCAGCUCGACGAGGAGGUGGAGGGGAUGCAGAGCACCAUCCUCGUCCUGCAGCAGCAGUUGAAGGACUCCCGUCAGCAGCUGACUCAAACUCAGGGGGCGUUGACCGGAGCAGGACCCAGCAGGACUUCCCCCUCUGCUUCCUGCUCGUCCGCUGAACCGUCCGCCCAGCCCGAGCCGGCCAGCGUGCCGUCUGAACCGACGGGCAAAGACUACGGGAGGGUCUCCAACGGACCAAGCAACGGCGACUCCUCCCAGAGAAGCGAGACCACCACACCCAGCCUGUACCGGGAGGUCAGCAGCACUGAGGAAGACUUUCCCAUGUCCCCAGUGGUUUCCAGCCCCGGCGAGACCGAGACCAAACUGUCCAACCACUCUGAGGAGGCGUCAGGGAGUCAGACUGCUGCUGGGCGAGUUGGAGGACCCGUGGGUUUCGGGAGCCAGCUGAGUGCAGGGUACGAGAGCGUGGACUCUCCGACGGGCAGCGAGACGUCAUUGACUCAUCACUCGAAUGACACGGACUCCACCACCGACCCCCACGAGGACAAGGCUGCCCUGGUGACCAAGGGCACCAGGACUGCGGGGUCACGGCACACUCAGAACGGCCUGGACUCCAGCACGAGCGACAGCGUGGUUUUGUAAUGUACUUUGACAUGUACCGUCUUUUCCUCUUUCUUUUCUUUUUUAUAUACAAUAUACAAACAAGGCAACAAAUGCAUCGUUGGUAACUCAGCGCUGCUGUCCGAGACAUUUAGUUUUCACCCUCCUCCCCUUGCCUAUCGUGAUGCCUCUGUCAUCUGUGUGUUGCUAAACAGGGAUACAACAGGUAUGGGUUAAUGUUAGAUUUGACUUCAGUGGAUGUAUGAUUUAAAACUAGUACGUUUCAUUCUGCUGUUUCUUUGAGCAUGUCUAUGCUCUUCUCGUUUGAGCUCUAGACACUGAAAUCAGGCAUCUGGUGUUGUAACUCAUCGUCAAGUCAGUAAAUAUCACUGAAACACGGUAGCUUUGCAAUAUUCACGGUCAUUUUUUAGAUGUUGGCCUGUUUUUUUCUUUUUCUUUUUAAUGCAAUUUUAAUUUUUCAUUGACAAAAAAAUUCUGUUCAAAAGACUGUUGCAUUGUGAGUAGUUUAUUUGCGAUGUUCAUAUUAUUCUGACUUCAGUCCUUUUCAUGUACUGACCAAAUACCAAUAAAGAUUUUUAAUACUA
This is a messenger RNA of Pseudoliparis swirei, 2126 nucleotides long. It is a transcript of the gene wtap, whose product is annotated as WT1 associated protein. The record is from RefSeq and is a predicted model, not a curated record. Gene Ontology annotation, biological process: regulation of alternative mRNA splicing, via spliceosome. Bases 295 to 1563 code for a protein of 422 amino acids. The transcript is spliced from 8 exons. Gene Ontology annotation, cellular component: nucleus. NCBI's taxonomy places the organism in Eukaryota, Metazoa, Chordata, Actinopteri, Perciformes, Liparidae.